Molecule: messenger RNA, 480 nt
Organism: Metopolophium dirhodum (rose-grain aphid)
Lineage: Eukaryota; Metazoa; Arthropoda; Insecta; Hemiptera; Aphididae
Exons: 1
Coding region: 1-480 (159 amino acids)
Source: RefSeq, a predicted model, not a curated record
AUGGACGGAAAACAUGUAGUCCUACAAGCUCCAUUUAAUAGUGGAAGUGAGUAUUUUAAUUACAAAGGAAAUUUUAGCAUUGUAUUAUUUGCACUCGUUGAUUCCAACUAUAACUUCAUUUACGUAAAUGCCGGAUGUCAGGGUAGAAUUUCGGAUGGCAGAGUUUUCAAAAAUUGUGAGUUAUAUAAAAAAAUGGAAAAUAACUCGUUGAAUAUACCAGCCCCAAUACCAUUACCGGGAAGAGAAAUACCACUGCCAUAUUUUGUACUUGGUGAUGAGGCAUUUCCACUGAAUGAACAUGUCAUGAAAGUGUUUUCGGGUUUACAUCCCAAAGGUUCUGUUAAAAGAAAUUUCAACUAUCGCUUAUGCAGGGCCCGCCGUGUUGUCGGAAUUUCAUCUUCGGUGUUUCGUGUUUUACGUAAGCCUAUUGGAACCCGAAAAAGCAGAGGUUAUAGUGAUGGCUGUAGCACACCUCCAUAA